AUGUCCAACAAGCAAUCUUACGCUACUGCCGUUUCGAAGCAGACCGACGCUGCCGCGGGCGGGUCUGGACAAGGGGAAGCUCCUCCACCUUAUACCGCACCCUCAGGCUCUGGACUGAAUCAGCCGCCUCACCAGACCCACUUGCCGGUACGAUCGCAAGGACUGGUCCACCAGCACCUCGGAGAUGGAUACGGUACGACUGAAUCAUACCAUCCCACUUCGGAGGGCGGAUGGACACCUCCCGCAUCAGCCGCGGUGGCCAAGUCGCGAGCCCUCAGGCGGUUCUGGUUGGCGAUGAUGUGGGCUUGGUUGAUCUGGAUUGCUGUCGGUCUGUUGAUAGGAGGCGGUAUCUCGGAUGUCGAGAACAACCCACCAGGGCGGAGCGGACACUGGGAUAAGCACGGGAAGUGGCACGAUGACCGCUGGGGAUAUGCUUCGCGUCUGCUCGGGAAAGGACAAGCGGAAGCUGCGGCGAUGGAGCAGGUGGUGGUGAUGGAGUGA
Dioszegia hungarica is the source of this 501-nucleotide messenger RNA. RefSeq lists its product as uncharacterized. NCBI's taxonomy places the organism in Eukaryota, Fungi, Basidiomycota, Tremellomycetes, Tremellales, Bulleribasidiaceae. The record is from RefSeq and is a predicted model, not a curated record. The transcript has 3 exons. The coding region runs from base 1 to 501 and encodes 166 amino acids.